Messenger RNA from Emys orbicularis (European pond turtle), 2496 nucleotides. It is a transcript of the gene FZD6, whose product is annotated as frizzled class receptor 6. Gene Ontology annotation, molecular function: Wnt-protein binding; Wnt receptor activity. Gene Ontology annotation, cellular component: plasma membrane. The record is from RefSeq and is a predicted model, not a curated record. The transcript is spliced from 7 exons. NCBI's taxonomy places the organism in Eukaryota, Metazoa, Chordata, Testudines, Emydidae. The coding region runs from base 343 to 2496 and encodes 717 amino acids. Gene Ontology annotation, biological process: non-canonical Wnt signaling pathway; canonical Wnt signaling pathway.
GCGCCGGGACGCCUGUCUGCUGAACGUAUUCCCCGCUGUAACCUAAGCGGCUGCGUGGAGGUGGGGGAAGUUCAUUCCUCGCCUGGGAAGCCCCCUUGCCUGCUUAGAGCCAUUGGACAGGUACCGGGGUUCACAAAUAAGGAGAGAGAGAUUUUUUCAAGGAAUCAAGAUUGUACAGAAUGGGAAAGUCCCAUGAGAAGCAAGGAGCUUGAUCAGUUUUUCAGUGCUCUUUGUCCAUGUUCUUCUAGAAGAAGAAAAGAUGAAGAUUGAUUUCCUUAUGAAAAAAUAAUCUCUGUAACCACUGACCAAAACUAUGUGCUAAAAUCAGAAAUCUUGACAAAAAUGGGAAUAUUUGUGUUUUUUGUGAUUUACAGUUUAAUCUUAACCCUGAUACAAGGGCACAGUCUGUUCACCUGUGAACCAAUUACUGUUUCCAGGUGUACAGGAAUGACAUACAAUAUGACAUUUUUUCCAAAUAUGAUGGGACAUUAUGAUCAGAACACUGCUGCUGGCCAAAUGAAGCCUUUUCUUCCUCUUGUGAAUCUCCACUGUUCUCCAGAUGUCCACACAUUUCUGUGUAAAGCAUUUGUGCCUGCCUGCGUGAAGCAAAUUCAUGUGAUUCACCCUUGUCGAAGACUUUGUGAGAGAGUAUACUCCGACUGUAAACAGUUGAUAGACACUUUUGGGAUCACCUGGCCGGAGGAACUGGAAUGUAACAGACUGGAGGAUUGUGAUGAAACUGCUCCUGUCACUGCUGCUGUAACCACAGAGGUCCAUGGAACACAGAAGACCCCAGGGCAGGCUCGAAGGGACUAUGGAUUUUGGUGUCCACGGCAUCUGCAGACUUCCAAUGGACAAGGCUACAAGUUUUUGGGAAUUGAUCAGUGUGCACCCCCAUGUCCCAAUAUGUACUUCAAAAAUUAUGAGCUGGAUGUUGCCAAAAGCUUCAUUGGAAUAGUUUCAAUUUUUUGCCUUUGUGCUACUCUGUUCACAUUCUUGACUUUUCUGAUUGAUGUUAAAAGGUUCAGAUACCCAGAGAGACCAAUCAUAUAUUAUUCAGUCUGUUACAGUAUAGUGUCUCUGAUGUACUUCAUUGGCUUUUUGCUGGGAAAUAGAACUGCUUGUAACAAGGCAGAUGAAAAGUUAGAAAUUGGUGAAACAGUUGUUCUUGGCUCUCAAAACAAAGCCUGCACUGUCCUUUUUAUGGUUUUGUAUUUUUUCACUAUGGCAGGAACGAUAUGGUGGGUGAUUCUUACGAUCACUUGGUUCCUAGCAGCAGGAAGAAAAUGGAGCUGUGAAGCUAUUGAACAAAAGGCAAUGUGGUUCCAUGCAGUUGCAUGGGGCAUACCUGGUUUUCUCACCAUUAUGCUUCUUGCAAUGAACAAAGUUGAAGGGGACAAUAUCAGUGGAGUUUGCUUUGUUGGUCUCUAUGACCUGGAUGCAUCUCGAUACUUUGUCCUUUUGCCUUUGUGCUUUUGUGUUUUUGUUGGUCUCUCUCUCCUUUUAGCUGGAAUUAUUUCUUUAAAUCAUGUGCGGCAAGUCAUACAGCAUGAUGGCAGAAACCAAGAGAAGCUAAAGAAAUUUAUGAUUCGAAUUGGAGUCUUUAGUGGCUUAUACCUGGUACCACUGGUGGCACUUCUUGGAUGUUAUGUUUAUGAGCAGAUAUAUAGGAGAAUCUGGGAGACCACUUGGGUCUUUGACCAUUGUGAUCAGUACCAUAUUCCCUGUCCUUACCAGGCAAAGGCAUUAGCUAGACCAGAAAUAUUUUUGUUUCUGAUGAAGUACCUGAUGACGUUAAUUGUUGGCAUCUCUCCAGUAUUCUGGGUGGGAAGUAAAAAGACCUGUUCUGAAUGGGCCAGUUUCUUCAACAGAAAUCGCAAGAGAGAUCCAAUCAGUGAGAGCCGAAGAGUGUUGCAAGAAUCAUGUGAAUUUUUCUUGAAGCACAAUUCUAAAGUUAAACAUAAAAAGAAGCACUACAAAUCCAGGUCACACAAACUGAAGGUUAUUUCUAAGUCUAUGGGGACUAGUACAGGUGCUACAACAAAUCAUGGAACUUCUGCAGUGGCUAUUACUAACCCUGAUUACUUAAGCCAAGAGAACUUCACAGAAAUUAAAACCCCUCGAGAAACAGCUGAGAAAGAGAUGGAGGCAGAUGGAACAUCAACCCAGAAAGUGGAGGAGGGGGAGAAUGCUGGUGGUGAACAUGUCCUACAAAUAUUAUCUACUUCUAAACUGGCUAUGGAACAGGUGGAAAAGAGCAGCAAGGCAGACAACACCGUUGAUAUGAUUAGCUUAUCUGAGAGUAUGAAAAGAAUGUGUGAAGGAAGGGUAUCUCCUAAAAGUGAUUUUACUGAAACUCAUCCACUACAAGUCAGUAAUUCACAGCUACCCAGUGUUUCACAACCAGGCAGUACCAGCGGCUCCAUAUCAAUGCUUGUCCACUCGGCUUCAGACACUAGAAAAGAUCAGGAUUCUGGAAACAGUUCAAAUCCUUGA